Molecule: messenger RNA, 4894 nt
Organism: Pogona vitticeps (central bearded dragon)
Lineage: Eukaryota; Metazoa; Chordata; Lepidosauria; Squamata; Agamidae
Gene: NKAIN2
Product: sodium/potassium transporting ATPase interacting 2
Biological process (GO): regulation of sodium ion transport
Source: RefSeq, a predicted model, not a curated record
CCCGCCGCCGACGCCGUGCCGCCUCCUCCUGCUGCUGCUGUUGCUAGUCCUCCCACUGCUGCUGACAGCGGAGGCAUCUUCGCACGACGAGAGUCGCCGCUGCCGAGGCGGUUGUGAGGUUUCGGGGCGGCGCUGCUGCUGCUGCUGCUGCUGCUGCUAAUAAUGCGAUCCUAAUGCCUGUCACUUCCCGGGACGCGCCGCUGGUACUCGUGGCGGCGGCGGCGGCAGGCAGGAGACCCCGGAGUCCUCCUGUUCGGGCUGGCUGAGCCUCUCCCGGCGUCUGAUUGGAUACGGCUGGGUUCUGCGUGGGGCUGCGGGGCUGCGGCGAGGGGGUCUCGGGAACCAUGGGCUAUUGCAGCGGCAGGUGCACGCUCAUCUUCAUCUGUGGCAUGCAACUGGUAUGUGUGCUGGAGAGACAGAUAUUUGAUUUCCUUGGUUAUCAGUGGGCACCAAUCCUGGCAAAUUUUGUACACAUUAUUAUAGUCAUACUUGGCUUAUUUGGAACCAUCCAGUAUAGACAUCGCUACAUAACAGGAUACGCCGUCUGGUUAGUCCUUUGGGUUACAUGGAACGUAUUUGUUAUCUGCUUCUACUUGGAGGCUGGGGACUUAUCAAAGGAAACAGAUCUUAUAUUGACCUUCAAUAUCUCAAUGCACCGAUCUUGGUGGAUGGAGAAUGGGCCCGGCUGCACAGUGACAUCUGUGACUCCAGCCCCAGACUGGGCACCACAAGACCAUCGCUACAUCACUGUCUCAGGGUGUGUUCUUGAAUACCAGUAUAUAGAAGUAGCUCACAGUUCUCUACAGAUCUUCCUUGCACUGGCAGGAUUCAUCUACGCCUGUUAUGUUGUGAAAUGUAUCACCGAAGAAGAGGACAGCUCUGAAUACCCGAUGAUGGGAGGAAGAUUGGCCUACUGGCUUCCUGGAACAAAUCAGAUCGAUUUCAUAGGUGGAUUUGACUCAUAUGGCUAUCAAGGCCCGCAGAAGACUUCCCAUUUACAGCUUCAGCCCAUGUAUAUGUCAAAAUAAAGGAAAGUGAAGCCUGCAGUUGGAGGACUGUAGGACCAGUCCAAGAACUUAAUCUGGCAUGGCCUUCUUGAGGGUUGCAAAAGAAUGAGGGAAGUUUUAACUUCUCAUCCACUAUAUAAUAAAAUAAUCAGCGACAGAAGCCUUUCUUUCUAACAAAUGCCGAAAGCAACACAGAAGAUCCAUUUUCUCCCACCUUGGAUUUUCCAGGUUCAGAGAAGGAAGAUUUAAAAGAAGAAACAGUGGCUCCAUCUUCUGGUCACUUGUCUACUUUCCUCUCUAUUGCUCCCGUCUCUGAAUUGUGAAAUUAUCACAUACGUUUUUUGAUUCUUACUGAGGCUCUCCUGUACUCUGUUUGGAGCCAUGUCUUCUUCGUCAACAAACAAGAAAGAAACCGUGAUGACCUUGAAACAGAAGUCAAUAGGCAGCAAGUUGCUUGUCCUAAAGGCUGUACAGUACAUACUUGCCUUAACCCAGCCUCAGUUGCACAUCAGAGAAAUUCGAUGUGGGCUUUCUGAAGUAACUUCCUUUAGGCUCAACCAAGCUGUUCAUUAAUUCUAAAAUAUGUCAAAGGUUGUGUCAGGUAAUAGACUCUGCUCCCCAGCAGUUCCAGAGUUGGCUGUGUAAGAAAACUCUCUGCUCUCAGAGAAAAAGUGUUUUACUAUGAAGCCUCCAGAAUGUCUGGGAUGUAAACAUUUUGAAAAUACUUCUGAAGGAACUGAAGCUCAUUGGACUGUUGAAAAAUGUCCGUAAAAGGAACUCUUAGUAAACUAGUAUCUGUAAGAAACCACAAAAACAGUGUUCCUUAAUCCCACUGUUUUUAUUUACUGCACUGUAGGUGCUUUUAUAAAUGACUCUAACAUGUCUUUUACUAAUGAUGGGGACAUCUGCAUAUUUCUAUCAACAGAGGCCAACUGAAUAUGUAUUAACUAUGUUUACUCUUUUAUAACUAAUUCCAUUGGAAAAUCCUAUGUAAGUGAGCUUUUUUUAAAAGAAAAAUGCAGCAUAUAAUAUCCUUUCUGGGUUUGGUUCUGUUUUUAGUUGGGGUGGGAGUAGUUGCGCUGGUGGCAUUUUUUAGACCUUUUUUGUGGUAUUUGGGGGAACCUGUUGUGUGUUAGAAUGUGUAUCUUAUCUUCCUGUAUUAUUGUGGCUGAAAAAAAACUGUGCUGUUAUGUAGUUGGCAAGAAGAUGCCUUUGGAAACUUUACUAGUAGGUCAGUGUCUUCAUGAAAUACUCUUGAAUCCUAGAAGCGUCUGUUUGUUCUGAAUUUGAGCUAUAUAUUCAACCAUUACAGUGGCUUUUCAUUGAGAAGGGAAUUUUGCUCAGGCUUUUUUAGAACUUGAAUUGCUCUCCUUUCUUUGUUUAAAACCUACAUAAACGUAUUACCCAGCUGCACUUGAUAGGUUCCUCUUGGCAUGGGCAAAUUGCCCACCAAGUCUUCUUCAAGCAAUUUACACUUGUCAAACAUUUGACUUCUGUGUGGCCUGUAAAACCCAUCAUCCUCCAUAUAACUCCCAUUGUUUGCUCCUAUGUGCAUCAAUCUAUUUACCUCCCCCCCACAUCACUACCCAACGCACAUUUUGGUAUCUUUGCAUGGAUGUACUAUGACACAAAAAUUCAAUGUGGAUAGUGAACAACAUAACAUACAUUCAUUACAGAAGAAAAAUAGAUUCCUGAUGCUAGCAUUCUGUGGUAGAACUCUACAUUAAAAUAAUGAGGAACAUCACAUAAUAUGGUGAAUACCACUGCUAAUAUCAAAACAAUAAAUCUGCUAAGAUCAAGUACCCUUAUCAAAAUAUUAUUUUCAUUAAUGAUGUCAUACUGGUAUAGGUUUUCAAGGUGAGCCAUCACAUUAUUUGUGUGCCAGUUCACCAUUUUUUACUAGAGCCCAAAGCCACUUCUGUAAACCUGAAAUUAACUUGCUGCCAGUGGAAUUAAUCUGGAAUAUGAUGCAUGAAAAUUGUCUCCUUUAUCCUGGUGGUUGUUGUUUGCACAUUGGCUGUAUUUAAUAUCACUUGUUGGGAGUUUUGAUCUCGUGCACUCAAGUGAGAAAAGCAAUGGACUAACUGCAGAGCAGGUGGCUGAAGGGUCAUAAUCCAUGUCUAGGUUUCCAUUUAGACCUGUGAAGCAACUGGAUUAGUAAAUGAUUUUCCAGUGACUUUAUAUCCCCACUCAGGGAGAAGGACAAAGCCUGUUAAAAGAUGAGCACAUGUGAAGAUUUCUACAGGUAUUUAUAUGUCUUGACAUGAAGGUCCUUACAUGUAUCAGAUCUGUUAAAGCGGUAUAUUACACAGGGAUUUUUUGUAACAUCAAUUAUGUAACAUAUAUAGCAGUUCUCUAAAAUACUGCACACAUCCAUCUUUCUAAAAAUUGUGUGCAUAUAUCUGUUCUUCAUAUAAUCACACAUGUGAAGCAGUAGCAACAUCCUGCCUGCUUUUGCUCUCUCAGCAAUCCUUGUGAGGCUUAUGGAACAUGAGGAACUAACCAGGGGCAUGCCAUCAGUCCAUGCUUCCUCCUUAUUCAAAAGGCUCAAAAAGGCUUAAAGCAUUUCCUUAUCCCCAGUACUGCAUGCCUGGUCACCAUUUUAGGUCACAGUUUUCCUGUUGCUGUUGCAGAUUGUAAACAGGAUUUUCCCUAGAAAGUAUAGCCUUCAGCAUAUAUAUCCCUCUAUGUUUUACACAAGCAAUUGCAUCCAGUAUAGCACAAAACUGAACUAGAAGAGGGGAGCAUGGCCCCCUAUUUCUCUUAAGUUUUAUGCCCAUUUCUCAACACUGCCAGACCUGUAAGCAUUCUCAUAUCAGUCCAAGAACUGAGAAACCUUCAUAUGUAGUAUGGAAAAUUUUGCAGCCUUAGAUUCAAGCAAACUGAAUCAAGCAUGACCACUGAGUGCCAUCAGUUUUGGGGAGCAUUACCUAGUAGGCCUUCUCAACCUGGCUGGGAAGUUUCAAAAAAAUUGAGAAUAGGAGAGAAGAAGCGGAACAGAAGUUUCUACUUGAGUGUAGUUGUGUGUCUUUCCCCACCAGGGCCAGGUAUUCAUUUCAAAAGGGACUUCCAAUUAUGUGGCCUCUCAUUCUGUUGCAGAAAUACCUAUUGAAAUUGUUCUAUAGGCGCACCCCUUCUUCCAUGUGUGUAGAUGUGAAUUGCAGAACCUUCCUCCUAACAGUGAGUGUGAGUGUGUUUGCGUGUCUGUCUGCAUUUGCAAGAUGUUAGAGAAGGAAGAAUUCUCCUCACUUCUAUACUAGUUUUGGCAGGAAGAACAGCAGAAAUGCUUGGGAUUAGUGCUCUAUGAGGUGAGAAGAAAAACCCAAUAAAGAACAUGGCAGGUGUCCUUCUCUAAGGAACACACCUGAAAUGAAAAGACUUAACAGUCCUGCUGUGACCUAAACAAAAGAGGGACGCAGGACAUGGUUAAGAUUUCUCCUCCUGCAUUGCAAGAGUGCUGGGAGAAUUCUGAAGCAUUAGGAUAAGAAUUCUGCAUUGCAAGCUCAUGCUGCUGGGUAUACAGGAAUAACAUACAGACACAAAAACAAUGUUAGGCCUUCAUUCUUGCUUGCACUGCAUCUAAAUCACUACUGCCAAAAGUUGCAAGGCUGUCAACUACUACAGCAAAUAAAUGAAUGGAUCUAUGGAAAGAGUUUUAGGGCACAGUAGUUUGAGAAUAUCUGAUAUACUGUUGUUGAAUUGUACAGCUGUAUCCUCCUCAAAACCCAGUGAAGAAUGUUAUUUUUCUAGACUGGGCUUUUUGUUGUUCUUAUAAAUCCAAAUAUUCGGCAGGCAAGUGUUAACAAUCCAAAUGUCUUUGGGUUUUUUUCUUCCUUAGAGUCAUUUGUUAAUUCUGAAUGUAUUUUUAACAAAAGGUGAAUUUUUUU